ACCUGGUCUCACCGCACACAGCAACAACAAUUCCAAACGAAACAAUGCAGAUUUUUGCAUUAUUAUACAAGUGAAGGAGCAGAGAGUGCCAUACUUCGCCCGUCUCUGCCUGUGCGUGUGUGAGUGGCGAGCGUGCGAGACUGUGCUGUGCUUGUGGCGGACGACAGCGCAGGCGACAAGCAAACAAACAAACAAGGAACAGGACUUUUCUUUGCGUGGAAAUCUGAUAUAGCCGUGUAUCGGAAUUGGAAUCGGAAUCGGAAUCGAAAUCGGAGUUUAAAUCAGAAGUACGGAUUGACAAUCGCUGGAGCAGAGGGGAGGAGAAUCACUCGAGGCAAGCGACUGUAAUUGCAGCCAUAAUCGUUCAAUGACUGCAGUCGCGGCAGUUUUUCCCGCUGCUGUUGCUGCCGCUGGCCCCGCCCCCUCCGACUCCGCCUCCAUCGCCGCCCCCGCGAAAGCUAAAGAGCACAGUUAACAACGCCCCAGUUCGACGGAGACGGAACGAUAUCGUUGUGGUCCUGGUCAAGAAAGAGGACCAUUUUGAGGACAGACAACCGCGCAGGAGCUAGCAGUCUAUAACUUUCGUAUAUAGAGGCCGCAUAGAGGGAGACCAGAUCAGGAGCAGAUCGGGGAAUCAACGUGUCACGAUGGUGAAGACGUUUCAGGCCUACCUACCGUCCACGAAUCGGACCUACUCAUGUGUUCACUGCCGCGCCCACCUCGCCUCCCACGACGAGCUCAUCUCGAAGUCGUUCCAGGGCAGCCAGGGGCCGGCCUACCUGUUCAACUCGGUGGUGAACGUGGCCUGCGGCCAGACGGAGGAGCGUGUGCUGCUCACCGGCCUCCAUGCGGUGGCGGACAUCUACUGCGAGUGCUGCAAGACGCCGCUCGGCUGGAAGUACGAGCACGCCUACGAGUCCAGCCAGAAGUACAAGGAGGGCAAGUUCAUCAUCGAGCUGGCCCACAUGAUCAAGGAGAACGGCUGGGACUGAAGGGCUGUCCGGCGACUGAUGGGCUAAUGUAGAAAUACCCGGAGCACACCCGUAACAGGAUCAGGAAAACAGGAACAGCAGCAUCAGCAGCAGUGGCAGCAGUGGCAGCGGGAAAAGCAGCGAGUUCACCACACAAAUCAAAAUACACCUGCGGCAAAUGGCAGACAUAGAGUGUUGACAAAAUGGCUAAAGUCUGGAAAAUUGUGAAACAAAAAUGGAAAUGAAAGCAGAAGCGAAAAGCGGGAUCGAGUUUUAGGGUACCACAUUAUAUAUAUGCUAUUAUAUAGUGCAUAACUCGUCGUAUCUUAUAGAACAAAACACAACAAACAAACACACCAAUCAACAAGAUACACCACACGCAUGCGAUCGAUUCACCCAUAUUAUAGAAAGCUUGAUUGGGCUUGGGAAGGAUCUCUGCGCUGGCCGCCAUCUAGGAUUUUCACACUUUCAUUUCGAUCACCAUUACCGCAUAUACCUUUCACCCUUUUGUGUUGCAAGUUGAUUCAAUUAUGCGUACUUUCUGUGCAGUUUGCCUUAAUUCGAUGAUUUCAAAAAUGUAAAACUGGUGAAAGCCACACGCAAAACAAAACUUGCACUGCCAAUAAACAAGAGAAAUGUUUAGCAACCAAUAAUAAUAAAAAACAGAAACAGAACAGCAGCAGGAACCAUUUGAAACACAUGCGAAAUCAAAAACCAGGAAAACAAACUGAUACAACUCACUCACACACACACAGACACACAUUUUCAACGUAGUAGUUAUAUUUAAUAAAAUAAUUAAAAAUAAUUAUUUAAUGCAAUUUAGCUUGGAACAAACGAAACACACGAAAAACAGCAAGAUAAACUUAAACAUUUUUGUCAAUGUGAAAGCGAAAAGAACAAGAAACAAAACACAGGCGGCUUGGUGCGCCUCCUCGCCGACAGGUGGCGUCCUGGUGAUGUGUCCUGUGGAUGUCACUUGGUCCCCGGGAAUGAGGCACCCAUGCACGGGGGGAAAACGGGCGUGGGAAAUGAAAGAAAUUAUAUAAAAUACAAGCAUAUGAAAUGCCUAUCUUUAAAAAGAACAUGAAGAUCUAUAUAUAUAUAUAUGUAAAUGUAUAUUUAUGUAUGUGAGAGAAAUGCGUAUUUAUGUCGCAAAAUAUCGUACAUUAAUCAAAUCGGAGGAGAUCUGAAGAAAAGCUAGGAAAGCAUAUAUAUAUAUGAACCGAUGGAAAAAGAAAAGAGAUCGGGAAUAUUUUUUAAGCAAAACGGAUUAUGAAAUAUGUAUAUGCAAAAAAAAUAACUGCCAAGAACUAUUCAAGUUAAAUGAUGUUCUCUAAGUAGUUAUAAAAGUGUAUCUGAGGAAUAUAUUUUGUGGUAGCAUUAAAGUAAACUAAAAUAUAAAGAAAGAUCAAGAUAUAGAGAAACAAGAAACGGAAUACAACAGAGUUCAAUAAACAAAGAAAUCAAAUCCCUUUCGAAAAGCGAGUAACACUGAAAUUGCUGAAUACUUAUUUGUCCUUAGUUUCAUCCUCUUAAGCAAUUGGCCGUACUUAAAAACUCGAUCUAUAUAUAUAUUAUAUACACACAUAUAUAUCUUAUCUUUCCAACUUAAAAACUAGUUUUGUCGAAGCUUUGAGCUUUGUUCGACCAUUUAGGCAUUGACUACUGUACUCCAUGCAUGUGAUGCACCAUGAACGAAAACACAAAUUUUGAAAAGCGGAAUUCAAACAAAAACGAAAGAAAUCAACUGAUGUUAGUAUUUACAUACAUACAUGCCACUAUACAUACUUUCAUACAUACAUACUAAAACGAGACCACCUUUACAUUAAAAAAAGAAACAAGAACAAACAUUAAAACACAUCAAAGUACAGUCAGCGACAUGAAGCCGCAUGCAGCCGAUUAAGAUGUAUUAAAAUCUCAAUUCAAGAUUGCAAUAAAGCGCAUUUUUAGCUCA
Messenger RNA from Drosophila biarmipes, 2925 nucleotides. RefSeq names its product protein yippee-like (gene Ypel). The record is from RefSeq and is a predicted model, not a curated record. NCBI's taxonomy places the organism in Eukaryota, Metazoa, Arthropoda, Insecta, Diptera, Drosophilidae. The coding region runs from base 648 to 992 and encodes 114 amino acids. The transcript is spliced from 3 exons.